Geosmithia morbida is the source of this 1554-nucleotide messenger RNA. RefSeq names its product Sugar (and other) transporter. Gene Ontology annotation, biological process: carbohydrate transport; transmembrane transport. Lineage: Eukaryota; Fungi; Ascomycota; Sordariomycetes; Hypocreales; Bionectriaceae. The record is from RefSeq and is a predicted model, not a curated record. The transcript is spliced from 3 exons. Gene Ontology annotation, molecular function: carbohydrate:proton symporter activity. Bases 1 to 1554 code for a protein of 517 amino acids. Gene Ontology annotation, cellular component: membrane.
AUGGCCGUCGCACUCGUGGAAGUCAUGUCCAGAUUCCCCUCGUGGGUACCCGGGUCAUCCAUGGUAGUCAACGCCCUAGUAUCGAUGCUUUCCUUCAGUACAGCGUCGGUCCUCGGCUACGAUGCGUCGAUGAUGAAUGCAUUCAAUAUUCUGCCCUCGUACACCGAGUACUUCUCCUUGACGGCGGCCACGAUUGGACUAAACUCCGGCAUCGUCUGGAUCGGCGCCUGCGUCGGCAGUCUGGCCCCGAUCAAGCUGCCUGACCAUAUCGGCCGCAAACCCGCGCUGUUCUACUCGGCCAUGGUAUCCAUGAUUGGGAGUGCUCUGCAGACCGGCUCGCAAGACAUUGCCAUGUUCCUCGUUGCCAGGUUCAUCCUAGGCGUCGGUGUCGGCGGCACGUACGUUGCUGAGCCGAUUCUCAUCACCGAGACGCUGCCGACCAAGUACCGUGCCUUGGGGCUGGGUGCCUUUACUGACGUCUACUAUGUCGGCGGUCUGAUGUCCUCCGGUAUCACAUACGGAACGGCCAAGAUUUCAUCGACCUGGGCCUGGCGCGUACCGUCUCUGCUGCAGCUCGUCUUCACCAUCGUCUCGGUGGCGACGCUGCCGUGGAUCCCCGAGUCACCUCGCUACCUAGCGCACCGAGCCAGGCUGGACGAGGCGCUGAAGGCCAUCGCCCAGGCGUGCUCGGAUGGCGACCUGUCGGAUACCGAGUCGCAGGCGCAGCUGCUCCAGAUGACGCAGUCGCUCAAGUUUGAGCUGAACAUUGAGGAACCGUCGGUCUGGGAGAUUGCGCGGAACCCGGCGCUGCGGAAGCCCAUCAUCAUCGUCUUCACCGUGGCCGUCGUCACCAUGAUGGCCGGGUCCAACAUCUUCUCGUACUACCUGGGUACGUCUCUGACCAACGCAGGAAUCACCGACCCGACGACGCAGCUCGAGAUCAGCAUCAUCCUGAACGCUUUCUGCCUCGUCGUCUCCGUCGUCGGCACCUUUCUGGCCGACAGCCUGGGCCGCAAGCAGCUGGCCCUCAUCUCGACGGCCGGCUGCACGGUCUUUCUGUUCAUCAUCGGAGCCCUGGCCAGGUACUACGGCACAUCGACUAACGAGACGGCCAUCUACGCCAGCAUCGCCAUGAUGUUCCUCGCCCAGGGCUUCUACUCGUUCGGCUGGACCCCACUGGCCACCAUGUAUCCCCCCGAGGUCCUCAACUACCAGAUCCGCAGCGUAGGCAUGAGCUGGUUCGUCACCUGGCAGAACCUCGUCCUCCUCGUCCCCAUCUUUGCCUACCCCGUCGCCGUCGAGAGCAUCGGAUGGAUCAUCUACAUGAUCAACGGCGCCUUCGACUUCCUCGCCCUGUUCGCCAUCGCCUUCUACUGGGUCGAGACCAGAAACCUGUCCCUCGAGGCUGCCAAGCUGUUUGAUCCCCGCGUCGAGGCAGAGAUCAUAGACAUCGAGGCUACCGUCCAGAAGAUCGAGCCCGGGUCCGUGAAUAUCAUCGACGAAACUGUCCGUGAAACUAAAGCUGCUGCUGGUGACGCUUAUGGAAGUCCUUGA